AUGCUAAGCGGGAAGGUCCUGUUAUGUGUAUUAUUUAUUGCUGUGUGGCAGGAGACACAUUCGGCCAGUUUACCGUUCCUCAGACCUUCGCGUAUAGGUGACAUAAACGGUGUUGAAGAGGAAGGUAUUGAAAUGCGAAUUCCCAUCGAGCUGAUGCGAUCUCGAGUGAGAGAGGGAGUGCCUCCACCCCUCUGUGCUGGAAGAUGUGCCGCACCACCCGCCGGUCCUGUGUGCGCCUUUGAUGCAACCGGCACUGCCCGGACAUUUGCCACCUUAUGCGAGCUAGAGGCUGUCUCGUGUCGCGAAAGCACAUACUACGCAAUCACAAGCCUCGGAGAAUGCUGA
Messenger RNA from Parnassius mnemosyne (clouded apollo), 345 nucleotides. NCBI's taxonomy places the organism in Eukaryota, Metazoa, Arthropoda, Insecta, Lepidoptera, Papilionidae. The record is from the annotation of a GenBank genome assembly.